ACCGAUACAGUUUUAGUCAUUAAGCCAUGUUUGUAGAAAUGGUAGAAUGUUUUUUUGAAAUAAGAUUGUCGAUUUGCCAUUGAUCCAUAGCCCAUAUAAAGAUUCAAAAACAGUCUUAACCAAUAUUGUUAACUUUCUUACCUUAUUAAUAGGGAAAAUGCAACGUUAAAAUAGGCCUAUACUGUUAAACUUUUUUGUAAAGAUAUAAUUUUUUCAUUAAACGCAGUUCUGCACACUCACUCUGAAAUAUAAGCAAGAUUCGGGUAAAUGCAUGAAAUAUGCGUCAUAAUAAAACAAUAACAGGAUAAAUUAUGAUCAUUUAUUCAGUCUUCAUCGUCUGUUGGAUGUCCAGCGGGGUGUGUUACCUUAUUCUCAGAACUGCCAAAAGGGGGAAAUGCUUAUCGAUUGAUCUGAUAAGAGGACAAUUUAAAGGCCAGUCGCAGAGCUUUGCGCCAAAACAGAGCAAUACAAAGGAGAUAGAGUGUGCAAGGCUUCAUAUGCAGAACAACACAUAUUGCAGAUAAUACUUAAUAAUGCUCCUCUUACUCUUUGUCACUGUUUGUGGAAGUAGCAUCGGCGUGGAGAGCCUCCCGUUGCCCGACUCUGGUCCACAUUUGGCAAAUGACUGGGGAGAAGCCGUCCGGCUCCGACAUCUGUACGCAGCCAGACGCGGUUUACAUCUGCAAAUAAACACAGAGGGAGAAAUCAGUGGAUCGCACAUGCAAAGCUCGGACAGUUUGGUUGAGAUUCGGCCGGUGGAUACAGGCAGUGUUGUCAUCAGAGGAGUUGCAAGCUCCCGAUUUCUCUGCAUGGAUAGAAGGGGAAAACUGUAUGGAUCGCACACUUACUCUAAAGAGGACUGCACUUUUUUGGAACGCAUCCUGCCAGAUGGCUACAACAUCUACGUCUCCAGCAAAUAUGGAGUUCAUGUGAGUUUGGGUAACGACGGGACCGCAACAUCCCAGUUCCUGCCCAUGGUGAACACACUUUCUCAGGAACCCACUGACCGCCACUCAGGGGAACAGCGCUCUCUCGUUGACCCCGAGCAGGACCAUCAGUUAGGCCUUCAAAUAGACAGUAUGGACCCUUUUGGAAAGAUCUUUCAAAUUGUGAUCCAGAGUCCCAGUUUCAACAAAAGAUGAGGAGUGAACGAUCACUUGUGGAUGUUCUAAGGAAACGUCUCCUGAGGUCAAGAAACAGAAGACUGUGUAAAAUCAGUCCUGCCAUGAACCAGAGCACAGGGCCAGACUUUUAGAAAGUGCUAGAAAGUCAAUCUGCACACUGGAUACAGACACAGGACAAUGUAGUGUUCUAGACAGCAAACAAACAAAAAGAAAACCACUCCACAUGUUGAAGGUUGUUGUGAGAUAACCUGCAGCAUGAAUUUAUUUAUUUUUCUAUUUUUGUUUGUGAUGAGCUUGCUCUCUAAUUAUGGUUUAAAAUUUUUGCACUGUAAAAAAAUAUUUUAUAUCUUUUUUGUAUUCUUUGUUAUACAGUUAUUUGUUCUUUCUGAAUGAGGACAUUCUACAAAGGUUUUAAGCAAAGAUGAAUUCUAAAUUACUUUGAAAUCUGAUUACUUAUAUGCUAAAUGUUUUUUUUUUAAAUGCAUGUGACCACAACUAAUAAGACAGAAGUUUUUAAUUCUUAAAUAUAAGCAUCAUCUCUAACUCUUUCGUUAUCAAGAAUUAAAAUUGAGGCAUUUUUUUCUUGAUACUGUUGACUGCAUGAUAUAGCAUAUUACUUCCACAAAAUACAGAUGAAUAUUAUAAAGAUUUGUGGGUCAAAGAAAAAGCAUGUCCUUGCAGGAUGCCCUUCAAUAACAGUUUGCAUAAAGUUUUUGUAACGUUGUGGCUCCCUCUUCUGGCAAAGAAGUGCAUUGCAUUUUGAGAUAAUGGUGUUAAAGGGAUAGUUGACCCAAAAAUGAACAUUUUGUCCUUAUUUACUCACCUUCAAUUUGUUCCAAACCUGUAUGUGGUUCUUUAUUCUGAUGAACACCAAAGGAAGGUAUUCUGAAGUAAACAGUUUUUGGUCCCCAUUGACUUCCAUAGUUUUUUUUUUUUUCUUUUUCUCAAUACUAUGAAAGUCAAUGGGAACCAUAUUUUUGGUUUCCAACAUUCUUCUUCAAAAUAUCUUCUUUUAUGUUCCACACAAGAAAGAAACUCGUACAGGUUUGGAACAACAUGAGGGUGAGUAAAUGAUGACAGAAUUUUCAUUUUUGGAUAAACUAUUCCUUUAAAUGUAAUGUAAAUGAAAGUGCCUUAUUCAACUACUCAAUCUGAAGAUCACACAUAGAGCCCAUGUAUGUAUAUAGAGAAGAGAUUACAUGAGAGACAGCCUACAGAGAAACACUUGCCACAAAAGAGAUAUCCCGAUAAUAUGUGCAACAGUGAUCUCAGUGUAAAAUAGUAUAAGGUCUCCUUAUUGUAUCUCUCAGUAUACUGUAAUGUCAGCAUUGAGCCCAUUGCUGAUCACUGUAUAUAAUGUGGUGUCUUCUGCAAGCACGCAAAGUACAUGUAUUAAUGACUUGCAUUGUUUUAGAAGUUCUUCUAUAUAUAUAUAUAUAUAUAGUAGGGUAAAGUUUUCACUUUUGCUGUACUGAUAAAAUACCAGAACAUGGGAUUUUUUUUUUGUCAUGUAGGCUAAUGCAAACAAAAUAAAUUAAAAU
Molecule: messenger RNA, 2665 nt
Organism: Megalobrama amblycephala (Wuchang bream)
Lineage: Eukaryota; Metazoa; Chordata; Actinopteri; Cypriniformes; Xenocyprididae
Gene: fgf19
Product: fibroblast growth factor 19
Exons: 3
Coding region: 534-1142 (202 amino acids)
Biological process (GO): regulation of cell migration; animal organ morphogenesis; fibroblast growth factor receptor signaling pathway
Cellular component (GO): extracellular region; cytoplasm
Molecular function (GO): fibroblast growth factor receptor binding; growth factor activity
Source: RefSeq, a predicted model, not a curated record